UCUGAAUAAACAGUAAGCCAGUUCAUAAUUUGACCAUAGUCAUAUAUAUUUAUUACAGUGGAACUGGUUAAUGAUCCAGAAAAAGACCAAGAUUUAAUUGACAUGAUGGAGGUGGUUGACAGUAUAGCAAAAGACAACAAAGAGAAGACAACUGGCGGGAGGUUCCCAAUAUUAUCAUCAAAUGAGAAAGAAAAUAUACUAGACGAGGCACUGAGCAAAUCUACAAAGAAGCAAACUAAAUAUGGAGUAAAGAUAUUUAGGCAGUGGUUAACCGAUAGAGAGAAAGAUGCAACAUUUGAAAAUUAUACAAUUCAACAAUUGAAUGAUGCCUUGACUGAAUUCUAUGCUGAGGUCCGAAAUACAGACGGAGAAUAUUAUGCAAAGAGUACUUUAGUUGGGAUUCGGGCAUCUAUAAAUAGAUAUCUUCGGGCACCACCUUUUAAUAAGACGUAUUCCAUCAUGUCUGAUGAUUCAGCUUUUCUUAAAUCAAAUAAAAUGUUUUUGGCCAUGAUUAAGAAGGUUCAGAGGGAAGGAAUGGACAGGACCAAACAUCAUUCAUCCAUUUCAGAAGGUGAUUUGCAAAAACUAAGGUCAUCAGAUGCCUUAUCAACUCAAAACCCUAAGACUCUUCAAAGAAAAAUUUGGUUUGAUCUAGUUUUGAGUUUUGGAAGGAGGGGACGGGAAAACCAAAGGUUUUUCACUGACAAAACAUUUGUCAUUAAAUCAGAUGAUUGUGGCCGUCGUUAUGUAGAGAUGGCAGUGAGUGAGACGACAAAAAAUCAUAAAGGGGGACUAGAUGACAAUCAAAACAUUAUAAAACCUAGGAUGUAUGAAACAAAAAAGCCAGACUGUCCCGUUGCUGCCUUGACGCAAUACCUUGCUAAAAGGAACCCUACAUCAGACAUUUUCUUUCAACAACCAAGAGCCAAAGUAAAUUAUGAGGAUGAGAUGUGGUACACAUCAAGGCCUGUAGGGGAAAGACUGUUGAACAACAUGAUGGUUGACAUAUCAAAAAGUGCUGGACUUAGUCAAAUAUACACAAACCAUUGUGUGAGGGCAACAACUGUGACUGUUUUGGCACAGUCAGGUGUGCCAAAAACAGACAUAAUGAAGAUAACAGGACACAAGUCAGAGGCCAGUUUGGAAUCCUACUAUCAGGACUCCUCUGAGAAACAGAAGAGGCAGUAUUCUGCUAUUCUACUUGGCAAUACUGAAAAUGGUAGUGAUAAAUCGGGUUCAACCGCACCAGUGCCAAUUUGUACACAGUCAAAUGCAAUGCCCUUACCGCCAAAUCCAGCUAAUCCCUUCAACGCACACUGUUUGAAUUUUACAAACACCACACAAAUUAACAAUCAAAUGUCAUUACCUGUUUUGUAUAACAAACAGUUUGAAGUCCAUAAUUCAACUGUCCAAGUUUUCAACUACAACAUAACAGGGAACGCUGCACAGCCGUAG
Messenger RNA from Mytilus trossulus (common blue mussel), 1455 nucleotides. RefSeq names its product zinc finger MYM-type protein 2-like. Bases 103 to 1455 code for a protein of 450 amino acids. Lineage: Eukaryota; Metazoa; Mollusca; Bivalvia; Mytilida; Mytilidae. Gene Ontology annotation, biological process: DNA integration; DNA recombination. Gene Ontology annotation, molecular function: DNA binding. The record is from RefSeq and is a predicted model, not a curated record. The transcript has 2 exons.